AUGGCUUCAGCAGCCACCAAUUUCUCUCUUUCUCUCCGCAACAAACAACAAACCCCAAUCCCCAAAUCCUCCUUCUUCUCUUUUCCCAAUAACAACAACCAUUUCCGCUUCAACUCUAACAAUUGCCCUUCACUCUCUGUUUCCACCGCUCGCAACUCAAGGAUGUGCGCCACCUCGUCUAGACUCACGGAUCCCUCCACUACCAAAUCCCAACCCACACUUCCCACCACCGUCCAAGUCGACUUGGGUAAUCGGAGCUAUCCCAUUUACAUCGGAUCCGGGUUACUCAACGAACCCCACUAUCUUCAGAGGCAUGUGCAUGGAAAGAGGGUCCUAGUUGUAACUAACAAAACGGUUGCACCACUUUAUCUAGACAAGGUUGUUGAUGCUUUGACUAGGGGAAACCCCAAUGUUUCAGUGGAGAGUGUAAUUUUACCGGAUGGUGAGCAGUACAAGGACAUGGAUACUCUUAUGAAAGUCUUUGACAAGGCCAUCGAGUCACGAUUCGACCGGCGGUGUACGUUUGUUGCCCUUGGUGGUGGUGUUAUUGGUGAUAUGUGUGGCUUUGCUGCCGCUGCAUUUUUACGUGGUGUUAAUUUUAUUCAGAUUCCUACCACUGUGAUGGCACAGGUCGAUUCUUCAGUUGGUGGCAAAACUGGGAUAAAUCAUCGCCUUGGGAAGAAUCUGAUCGGUGCCUUUUACCAACCUCAGUGUGUGCUUAUAGACACGGACACGUUGAAUACAUUACCAGAUAGGGAACUGGCAUCAGGGCUUGCUGAGGUUAUAAAGUAUGGCCUCAUUAGGGAUGCAGAAUUUUUUGAGUGGCAAGAGAAAAAUAUGCCGGCAUUACUGGCUAGAGAUCCUAGUGCAUUGGCAUAUGCUAUAAAGCGAUCUUGUGAAAACAAGGCAGAGGUUGUGUCCUUAGAUGAGAAGGAAAGUGGACUGAGGGCAACAUUGAACUUGGGUCAUACAUUUGGUCAUGCUAUAGAAACUGGGGUUGGCUAUGGGCAGUGGCUUCAUGGAGAGGCUGUUGCAGCUGGCACGGUAAUGGCUGUUGACAUGUCAUAUCGCCUAGGUUGGAUUGAUGAGUCACUUGUGAAGCGAGUUGGAGACAUUUUAAAACACGCUAAGUUGCCUACAGCCCCUCCAGAAAUAAUGACUGUGGACAUGUUUAAAUCUGUCAUGGCGGUCGAUAAGAAGGUAGCAGAUGGGUUGCUCAGGCUUAUCCUUCUGAAGGGUCCUAUAGGCAAUUGUGUUUUCACAGGGGAUUAUGACAGAAAGGCCCUAGAUGACACGCUUCGUGCAUUCUGUAAAUCGUGA
Molecule: messenger RNA, 1320 nt
Organism: Sphenostylis stenocarpa
Lineage: Eukaryota; Viridiplantae; Streptophyta; Magnoliopsida; Fabales; Fabaceae
Source: the annotation of a GenBank genome assembly